Temnothorax curvispinosus is the source of this 954-nucleotide messenger RNA. RefSeq lists its product as uncharacterized. NCBI's taxonomy places the organism in Eukaryota, Metazoa, Arthropoda, Insecta, Hymenoptera, Formicidae. Bases 160 to 954 code for a protein of 264 amino acids. The record is from RefSeq and is a predicted model, not a curated record. The transcript has 2 exons.
CACACGGGUGGACGAUCGAUCGCUUUUAUUGACACGCGGUAUUGCGAGAACGGCGAGAACGGCGAAUCUAUACGAGACGAAGAAGAAGAAGAAGAAGAAAAACGCGGGCGACUCGAAUAAUCUUCUACAAAACGUCGAAGAAAGGAAAAGGAUACCGACAUGCGACUGAUAGUAUCAGUAGGCGUGAUCGUUCUAUUGGUUGGAUCUUGCACAGCCAAUCAGGACUUUCUGACAAAUUCUUUGAACGAAUGUAUAAAGACAGAAUCCUGGACAUCUUGUUUGAAGCAUCAAGUUUUGGCUUAUCUGGAUAACAAACUGGGAACCACCACGGAAGCGAGAUCGCUCGAAACCGUCGACGAAGCAAUCGUUGCCAGGACCUUCAAGUAUUUAAAGAGUUUCGAUUAUGGAGUUGAUUUACCUUUCGUCGAUGCUAGUUUGAAGUACAGACCUAACAGGAGCCUGACGGACCUUGACCUUGAAUUCAAGGACAAUGACGUAGCUACCAGUCAAGCACGAGGACUCUUGAAGAAGAAGCUCCUACUACCGUUUUUGCUGCUGUUGAAAUUGAAGUUGAAAGCUCUAAUGCCCAUCUUUGUCGCCAUUAUUGGACUAAAAGCGCUAAAGGCUCUGGUCUUGUCGAAGCUUGCUCUUCUUAUCGUGAUUGGAUUUGUUGCUAUGCAGCUCUUCAAGAAAGGUGGCAUGAUGAUGCCGAUGGGAAUGUCCAUGGAACCGGCAUCAACCUAUGGUGCUCCACCUAUGCUCUCGACGACGUCGAGCUAUGACCCCGUCAAUACGUGGGACGGCAGUGGUCCUUAUUCCCGCGUUUGGACGCCGACCAAUGGUGUGGAAGCCCAAAAUCUUGCUUAUAGCUAUUACUCACCCGGCAGCAGCUCCAGCUCAGUAGGAUCCUCUUCGUCGUCCUCAUCUUCAAGCAGCUCAACGAACUACAACUGA